AAUGCAGCGUUCUCCCAAUCGCAGCCCACAGUUCAAACGAAGUUAUCAUUAUCACUCAAGGAGCAGAGUUGUUAAAGUCAUGCCCCCAAUAGUUAGAUUUUGCCACUUAACGUGAGUGCAACUAUGGAGAACUACACCUCAGACAGCAGUGAUUGUGAUACAAAUGGAAAUAAAGUGUUCGAUUUCGCGUAUUUGCUCUUAGAUUCCAAACAACUCGAAGAAAAUCUGGACGAAUUGGGCAAGGAUCACAACAAAAGAGAAGACAUCGAGUCGAUUAUUUUACACCACAAUCAACUGACGACGUUUCCUAAAAAUUUGGCAAAAUUCACAAAUGUCCAAGUUUUGGAUAUCAGCAACAAUGGUCUUACAGUGUUACCUGACUUUUUCGAGUACUGGCAUUUAACAACAUUGGUAGCAAAAAAUAAUCGUUUCAGUAAUGAAUCUCUUCCGAAAAGUUUCACAGUCAGUGAGAGUCUAAGAGAGUUAAACUUGAGCGGAAACAUCUUCGAACAAUUUCCUGAACAACUCUUCGAAUUUAUUAAUCUAAAAUACCUAUACUUAGGAGGGAAUAAAAUCAAAACGAUACCAAAAAACAUUAAAAAAUUAAACUGCCUUCAAAUCUUGUCAAUGGGUGGUAAUCAAUUAGUGGAAGUUCCUUCAACUUUAGGUCAACUGAAACAACUGCAUGCUUUGGUAUUAUGUGAUAAUUUGAUCGAAAGUUUGCCAUCAAACAUCGCAAAUUUACACAAUUUAAAAUCGCUUCAACUGCACAAAAAUAAAUUGCGCACUUUACCGCCUGAAAUCAUCGCGCUGAAAAAUUUGACUGAGUUGAGUCUUCGUGAUAACCCUCUGGUUGUGCGUUUUGUUAGUAAUAUAAGACACAACACUGCUAGUCUAAAAGAAUUGUCCGCUCGUGUGAUAAAAUUACACCAAAUUAGAGUUGAAAAAGGCGACAUUCCUGUUAGUUUACUAAAUUAUUUAGACUCAGCCCAUCACUGCGUCAAUCCGUACUGUAAAGGAGUAUUUUUUAAUAGUCGUGUGGAGCACGUCAAGUUCGUCGAUUUCUGUGGGAAGUACCGACUGCCGCUGUUGCAAUAUUUGUGUUCGACGAGAUGCGUGGAGGACGAUGAGGAUUUGCGCCCCCCUCGAGCCUACCUGAUGAAAAAAGUAUUGUUGGGUUGAAUUAUAAACAAUAAACUUUUAAUACUUU
Messenger RNA from Tribolium madens (black flour beetle), 1210 nucleotides. Its product is annotated as leucine-rich repeat-containing protein 58. NCBI's taxonomy places the organism in Eukaryota, Metazoa, Arthropoda, Insecta, Coleoptera, Tenebrionidae. The coding region runs from base 124 to 1182 and encodes 352 amino acids. The record is from RefSeq and is a predicted model, not a curated record. The transcript is spliced from 4 exons. Gene Ontology annotation, molecular function: protein binding.